Molecule: messenger RNA, 3328 nt
Organism: Diachasmimorpha longicaudata
Lineage: Eukaryota; Metazoa; Arthropoda; Insecta; Hymenoptera; Braconidae
Exons: 10
Coding region: 1479-3263 (594 amino acids)
Source: RefSeq, a predicted model, not a curated record
CUGUUCAUGUUGUCUGAGAUAAAAAAAACGAAUGGAUUAUUAUUCAGUAGAUCUGCGGCUAUCGUCCCUACCAAAUAUAAUCAAUUUCAUUAAAAACAAAAAAAAAUAUCGAACUUCAAAAAAAAAAUCACGAAAAUCUCGUUCUUUUUCGUUACAAAUCGUAUAAAAAAAAUAUGAAGAUAUUGUCGAAAAUAAACAAUUGUGGUAGGGACGAUAACUAUAAAUGAGUAGAAGAACAUAUGUAAAUUUUAAAGCAAUCGGUGGAAUAUUUUUUCUUGUAGGACCUUGACCGUUUCAGAAAAUGAUGAUUCGAGAAAAACGCGUUUAAAGUUUAAAGCCUGGUAGACAAUCGCUUAGGACACGUCGGCGACUAUGUCCUGUAACUUAUCAAAUACUAUGAAUUUCGGUAUGAAUUUUUCACAGCAUGUUAUCAAUAGGUUUUACUGUCGAAAUAUAUAAAAAAAAAAACGAUUUUUGGAAGUGAUCACAUGAGAGUAAACCCUUAACCCAGAGCGAAUAAUUUAAACGAAUUGACUCACCAUUAAAUCUAGGCGUACACGCCUGCCCUAUCCCUUCAUUCUCGAUUUAACCAACUAUUCACAGAUGACUUUAACUCUUACACCUUAUCGCUUCGAUUCGCAGAUCGCGACUGAUCGAGCCCGUCGAUGUGAUCUGAUGGGGAACAACCGGGAGUCUCCGCCCUAUUUCCCGAGGUCCCCCCGAAAUUUUCCGAAGGGCACCGAGUAGUGUCACCCUCUCUAGCCUAAUUAUUUCAACCUCAGUCCUAGCUCUCCCUUUUACCGACCGGGUUCUUAAUAGCCGGGUUUAUUCAAAUGCCCGUAAGAUUAACUAAGGGUGAACCCCACAAAAACUACCGCAUGACUCGUAUUUUGGCCCUUCUUCGCGAUAAUUUUUGGGGGCCCACAAAACUCAUACUUGGGUCGGUAAAGGCAAGUAAACUCCUUAAUUAACCACCCGAGGGUGGAGGAGAAGAUAUUCUAAUGCUUAUGGACCCACAACAAUCAUCGUACGUGACAUUAUAAAUAAUUAACAAAACCGACCUUUCGGAAAUGUAAAAAAAUUAUUAAAACAAUGAAUAAUUGAAGAGUGACUUCAUCUCAUGUUAUUUCCGUCAACUCAUUUGCGAUGAAAAUUCCCCCGUCUUCACCAAACACUCCACGUCAACAUUUUAAUGACUAAUAAUUAUUUCUUUAUUGUUUUCCAUUUGAAAAUAUUUAUUUCAUCAGAAAAAUCUGGACUUAAUCGAUAACAUUCAAUCGAACGAACAUUUCACGUGCCAGAUAUUGUCAUUAUCGUUAUGUUUGGACAAUUAAUGACAUAUUUGUCCGUUUAAAAAGUUAAUGACAUACAACAACCCGUGGGGAAGGGGCAGUGUUUCAGUCAUAUAAAUACGGCUAAAGUUCUUUGUUGUAAUUAUAAUUGUGAAAGCCAUUGCGGAGUAUUUACGAUAGUUCAAGAUGAAGUCCUUGGAGUUGAUCGUCACCAGUGUCCUGAUACUCCACAUCCUGAAACCUUCUGAUGGCAUAUUCCAACCUAGCAGACAGCUUUGGAACGUAAUAUCGAACCUUGAGUAUCUCCACAAGAGCGAUCAUCCUUGCGGUCCUCCGGAAGUCCUAAUCCCGAUGUUGAAAGGCAAAGACCCGGUGAAACCUUCUCAACUCGGAAUGUUGAUGGUCCACAUGAACAGCCUAGACAUAACCGAUCCCCCGAACCUGGAUUCGAUCUUCGAUUCCCUCAAAAAUCUGAUGGGUCAGGUAAGGACACCCUCCGACGUAUUUGCUUACAACGCGUGGAAGUCCCGACUAGAAGUCUACGUGUCAACCAUCAACGCCCACUACGACCGCUUCACGACCCUCCGGAAGGACCAGGGGCCCGUUAAUGUUGACGACUGGAUGGCCCUGGCUACCGACAUCGAGGAGACCAUGCCCUCCAACCUGACCGCCUUCCGCGCAGAACUUCUGAACCGCCGAAAUCAACCAGGGGACCCUCCCCUUCUGACGGACCUCGUCCACUCGAGCGCCCGCGUGAUGACCACUCGCUGCACGGAUGCCUUCGCCAUGAAUGGGUUUUUCAAUCUGCUUUCGAACCUGGUGUUUAUGACACAGUUGAAGGCUACGGUUCCCCAAAUUUUUGCGUCAUUACUGCGAAACUGUAGUGGCACUGUCAGGAAAAAUAACCUGAAUAGGCUGGCCAUCCAGCACAAAUACGGAUACCUACAAAUUGUGAGAGGUCUGAACGACGCCCUAACAUUUCUCCCCGAGAGUUUGGUCCCAUGUUAUUCAUCCAAUGAGGGCCCUAUUCGAAGUCAGGAUUACUAUGAGCUAGAGAUCUCAGAGCAACUCACAGUUCAACAAUUUCCGGAUCGUGAGGGCCACAAGAGCUGUUCAGCAGCUCAGCAGGCCCAAUCGCUGACGAUUCAGUCCCCGCGUGACGUUUGUAACGGCACUUUAUAUAAUUGCGAAUAUUCUGAGUGGCUAGAGGCGUGUCGACUGGAGAAUAUUACGAAGCGGUAUGAGUGGAUUAAAUCAGCACAUGGAAAUUAUGGUGAAAUUUUGGAGGAAUGUCCUGGUGGGAGUAUUUUUUACUAUAGAAAGGAGAGGAAUCCUCUCAUAGGUCAUUGUGUUUGCAAGUGUCAGGAGAAUGUUAAUCACAUAAGUGUUACACCAGCCAUGACGGAUAAAGCGGAUAUGGUUGUAACUGGUUUUCGAUUUGUUUUUGAAAACGGAGUUCUUUACCUACAAGCGAAACAAGGAAAGUUGCUUCCUGGUGAGAAAAUUGAUCCUACAACGGUAGAGUGGAUUCCCUUACCAAAGAAUCCAGAGUUGGUACCGUUGAAUUCCCAAAACAGCAAUUUUCAUAUCGGUGACGUAAUGGCCGACAUGAGUGCCGCGCCAGUUGGAAUUUCAUUCGUCGAAAGCAACAAUAGCUUCUACCUUCAGAUGUAUGUGCGGCCGUAUGUGUUCUAUCAAAGCAUAUACGGGAGCAACACUCGCGCGGUUCGUCCUGUCCAUCGAAAUCAGCCCGAGACAUAUGUCAAAUUUCAAUUGUCUAAUCGAGGGGAUAAGACAGGAGGAUCAGUGUUACCAUUGCUGAAUGCUAAAGCUGCUGAGACUGACCCACCAGUACUAUUGGGGGGCCUUGGAAUUGCAUACGAUACCAGAUUUGGGGGGAUAAUUUCGCCGCAAAUUAAGGGCUUUGAUUACAAUGGUAUAUUUCAGAAAAUUGAGGAUGGAACACUUUAAAUAUAAGAUGUACGCAAAUAUUCUACAAUUGCGAUAGUGAUUGAUUAAAUAAAUAAAUAUUUUCU